AUGCCGACUGUCGGAAUUGUCAUUCCUGCCGCAGGCAGAGGCACACGCGCAGGAAUCGGUUGUCAAAAAGCAUACCGCCGCAUCGCAGGGGACACUGUGAUAAAUCGCGUCAUCAAACUUUUCCGGUCAUGGAGCUUCAAUUGUCCUAUUGUGAUUGUUCACCACGCUGAUGACACUGCUCUGCUGGACGCUUGCAUCGAUCGCGAUGAAAAUAUCUACACUACAGUUGGUGGUAAUGAGCGGCAGGCAUCGGUGCUGGAGGGCCUCCGUUUUCUUUCCACACUUGCCGAGCGUCCUUCGCAUGUUUUCAUACACGAUGCCGCCCGCCCCUUUGCUUCACAUGAAGUACUAAACAGAGUCCUUGAAUCCAUCACGAAGGAACCUGCUGUGGGUGUUAUUCCAGCCAUAGCGGUGUCUGAUACACUCAAAAAGACCGAUUCAAACGGCUUGAUUACAGCGACAAUCCCGCGAGACGGUCUUUUUCGCGCGCAAACGCCGCAGGCAUUUGAACUACAGUCUAUACUCGCAGUUCACGAACGUGCUGCCAAAUCUACAACUGAAUACACAGACGAUGCGUCCCUUUUCGAAGAAGCCGGGUUACCAGUUCGAAUUAUAACAGGAGAUGCUCAGAACAUAAAGUUGACUUACCCAGAGGACUUCGAAGAAGCUGAUCGAUUUGUGCGAUUCAACAGCACGAAUGCAAACAUUCUACCGGAUAUUCGGGUCGGCCAUGGCUAUGACACACAUCGACUGGUACCGGGAGAGGAGAUUAUCCUUUGUGGAGUAAAAAUUCCACACAAGUCGUCGCUCCUGGGCCAUUCGGAUGCCGACGUCGGUCUACAUGCACUUACAAACGCUUUCCUCGGCACCAUCGCAGCCGAUGACAUUGGCAGUCAUUUCUCUCCCUCCGACCCUCAGUGGAAAGGGGCAUCUUCGGAUAUGUUUCUACGACAUGCAGCCAAGCUCGUUGUUGAGGCUGGCGGAACAAUCACACAUUGCGAUGUGAGUUUUAUCUGCGAGAAGCCGCGGAUCAGCAUCCACCGUGACGCAAUGCGCGACUCCGUCGCUCAGAUAGUUGGAUUGGACAGAUCUCGGGUUUCUGUGAAAGCAGGGACCAACGAGAAAAAUGGAUUUGUGGGGCGUGAAGAGGGGAUGGUGGCCUUUGCGACAGCCACGGCUGUUUUUGCCAAUAAGAUUUGA
This is a messenger RNA of Penicillium manginii, 1200 nucleotides long. RefSeq names its product 4-diphosphocytidyl-2C-methyl-D-erythritol synthase. The transcript has a single exon. Lineage: Eukaryota; Fungi; Ascomycota; Eurotiomycetes; Eurotiales; Aspergillaceae. Gene Ontology annotation, molecular function: 2-C-methyl-D-erythritol 2,4-cyclodiphosphate synthase activity; 2-C-methyl-D-erythritol 4-phosphate cytidylyltransferase activity. Bases 1 to 1200 code for a protein of 399 amino acids. Gene Ontology annotation, biological process: terpenoid biosynthetic process. The record is from RefSeq and is a predicted model, not a curated record.